GGGCGGGGUCUAAUCUUCGGUUGACGUUGUUGUUGUAAGUGGUGGAAUUACUUUGUCGGUGCUUGUCCGGUUUACGGGUUUUAACGCGUUAGUUUCCACCUAAUGAAGAUGAUAAAAAGUUAGGAAUUGUUCCUCUCGGAAACGCUUAUGGUGUCGACAAGUUGGUACAUGCUGGAAAACUAACCGGGACGAUGAUAAAACCCUCUGCGAGGCCGUUGAAGGUGUGGCAGGUGGAGUAGCACAAGGCAGAGGACUGCCCCCACCCCACCCCUCUCCUUGCUGCCCCGUCAGGGAGUACGUGUUUUUUUUUUUUUUGGUAUUGUUUAUUAUUUUUUCUGUCCGGAUACAACCCGCAACCUGGUGAAUUCAUGAUCACAUGACCGUGGAUAUGGACGCAGUCCUGUCCGACUUUGUCCGUUCCACUGGAGCUGAACCAGGAUUGGCCAGAGAUCUGCUAGAGGGCAAGAACUGGGAUUUCACUGCUGCCCUCAGUGACUUUGAGCAGCUGCGACAGGUGCAUGCUGGGAACCUGACGUAUUCAUUCGCAGAGGACAGGACGUAUCUGCCACCCGAAAAGGAGAUGGCCAGGGUAGGGCGACCCGUACUCCACCGCCAAGAUGAGGUGGUGCAAGCCGCUACAGAGAAGCGUCUGUCGAGGGGCAUUUCCCACGCCAGUUCAACCAUCGUGUCGCUGGCCCGCUCACACGUCUCAAGCACUGGAGGUAGCAGUACCGAGCCACUUCUGGACACGCCCCUGUGCACUUUCCAACUACCAGACCUCACCGUGUACCGGGACGACUUCCGUGGCUUCAUCGAGAGGGACCUUAUUGAGCAGUCGAUGAUGGUGGCCUUGGAGCAUGCUGGGCGACUGAACUGGUGGACGAAAGUGGUUUCAAACUGUCAGAAUCUGCUGCCUCUGGCAACAAGCGGAGACGGAAAUUGCCUGUUACACGCCGCCUCGCUCGGUAUGUGGGGUUUUCAUGACCGGGACCUGAUGCUACGGAAGUCUCUGUAUGCGCUGAUGGAUCACGGGCUGGAGAGAGAGGCACUGAAGCGCAGGUGGAGGUGGCAGCAGACCCAGCAGAACAAAGAGUCCGGUCUGGUGUACACAGAGGAGGAGUGGCAGAAAGAGUGGAAUGAACUGUUGAAGCUCGCCUCCAGUGAGCCGAGAAUACACUACAGCACCAACGGCACCAACGGGACGGAGUCCUCAGAUGAACCGGUGUACGAAAGUUUAGAGGAGUUUCACGUUUUUGUCUUGGCCCACGUCCUCAGGAGACCCAUAGUGGUGGUGGCCGACACCAUGCUGAGGGACUCUGGAGGGGAGGCCUUUGCUCCCAUCCCGUUCGGAGGCAUCUACCUACCGCUGGAAGUGCCAGCUGCCAAGUGCCAUCGCUCGCCCCUGGUCCUGGCAUACGACCAGGCGCACUUUUCUGCCCUGGUCUCCAUGGAGCAGAGAGACAGCUCCAAAGAGCAAGCAGUUGUGAUCCCUCUCACUGACUCAGAGCACAAAAUGCUGCCUCUGCACUUCGCGGUGGACCCUGGGAAAGAUUGGGAGUGGGGCAAGGAUGACACAGACAACGUGAUGCUGGCAAGUGUGGCUCUUUCUUUGGAGGCCAAGCUCCAGAUGUUACACAGCUACAUGACAGUCACCUGGCUGCCCCUGCCCUGUGAGCAAGCCCCUCUGGCCCAGCCCGAGUCUCCUACAGCAUCGGCAGGAGAGGACGCCCGAACGCCUCCUGACUCAGGAGAGUCAGAUAAGGAGUCAGUCAGCAGCAGCUCCAAUGGCAACGGAGACACAACGACAGGAUCAACGGUCAAUGGAGGCGGGACCUUGGCCAAGAACAGCUCCUCUUCCUCAUCUAGUUCCUCCAGCAGUGGAUCGGCAGCGGCGGGGACGGGAACAGCGGGGAAGGACAAAACCAAGAAGGAGAAGGACAAGGAUAAAGACAAGAAGAGGGCAGACUCUGUGGCCAAUAAGCUUGGCAGUUUUGGCAAAAGCCUGGGCAGCAAGCUGAAGAAGAACGUGGGCGGACUGAUGACGGGGAAGAACGCUGCAGCAGGAGGUGCCAUUAAGGAGGGCGUGGAGAAGAAGAAGGGCUCGUUUAGGGGGAGGAAGGGCAGCAAGGAAAGCUCGCCUUCAGCCCACGCCUCAGAGGAUUCUGGGAAAGGCUCCCCCUCCUCAGGUAGCGAGCGUCUCAACGGAACAGGAAGCAGUAUGAGCAGCAGCGGCGGGAGCAGUACGGAGAGCGAUAACUACAAGUACAGCGCUGAUGUCAAGGUCAGCAUGGGCAUCCUGCGAGCGGCCAUGCAAGGUGAGAGGAAAUUAAUCUUCGCCAGCCUUCUCACUACCAGCAACCGGCAGCCCUUCCAGGAGGAGAUGAUCCAGCGGUACCUUGCCGACGCAGAGGAGCGCUUUCGGGCCGAGCAAGAACAACAGCGGCGUGAUGCGGAAAGGAAAGGCGUCACCAAUGGCAUCCAGCCACCUAAGAAGGAGACGGUCGUUGGUACAGAUUUGACCUACCGGCCUUAUGAGGCCAAAGAGGAGCUGUCGGAGAACUCGUCACCUUCCUUCAACCAACUCAAGCCCUCUCCGUUGAGCCCCUCUAUGUACUCUGGCGUCGUGCCCAUCCCCCGGCCCUCCUUCAUAGACCAGACUCCUGCUGCAGCACCCCUCACCCAGCACCUUCAUAUGCACGGCUACAUGGAUACUCGGCGCCAGCUCGCCGGCGGCUCCCCGGCUACCUCCUACCCCGGCCUCCCCUCUUACGCCACUCUUCCCCGGCACUGCCCGGCAGCGCAGGGUCCCUCCCAUCCCCAGUACAAUAACUCACAAGGCCCCGCCUCCCUGAGUCCCUCUCGCCUCGCGCCCUCGUAUCCCCCCGAGUUCGACCCACCGGACUACCCCGGGGCCGAACCCGCCGGUGGGAAUUACACCAACGGCUUCCGGGACAUGCGUUCCAACUUAGACUCUCGGAGUGGGCAACCCCCAGUCAGACACUACUCACUGGGCAGCGCCGGCGGUUUGGCCGGCCUGCAGUCCAGCCGCUGUCGGACACCCAGCUGCACCUACUACGGACACCCCGAGACGGGCAACUACUGCUCCUACUGCUACCGGGAAGAGCUGAAGAAGAGGGAGCCCGAACCAGCCAUCCACAGGUUCUGAACGGACCUUGCUAUGGCUUGAAUUUGAUGAGUGGCCUUUUUCAGUUAGAAAAAAAAUGAAAUACCGGCUGGGGCGGCUCAGCCUCUGAAGGGACGAGAGAAAGGCUCAACCAGCUCCCUCCCUUAUUUAGCUGUGUCACUUCCUGUUGGAAUAGACGACCUCAGCGAGUGGCAGAGAGUCGACAACACGCCUACAGAAUAAACAGGGUGGUUUCUGGCUGCUGGGGUCACAUGUUAGACCAUAGAAUUAACUAACUGCACUUCUGUUACAUUUUGCUGUGGCUCUUAUGCAGGCGUUGUGUAUGAGUGUGUGUGUGUGUGUGUUUGUGUGUGUGAGCUGCAGGCUCUCCUCCUUUUAUCAGUUUAACGCCUUGCUACUGUCUCCUCCUAGUGGAGAGAAUGUAUAUGGCAGGCACCGUACAUAACACUCAUCAACACACAUAUACAGUACAUGCACACAUCUACACUAAGUCAGACUCUACACUACUAUACUGCAUACACAGAGAUGCAAGCACAAACAAGAGAAGGCACGAGUGUCUCCGCUCCAUUUGUGGUCUGUGAUAAUGUUCGGAUUGGUUAAUUAAGGGAUGUCUGAGCAUUUUGAAGUCACAUCCGGUUCGGGGUGAUUUCGGUGUUAUACAGAUUUUACACUACUGUUACUAGAUGCUUGCGUCAUAUGUACCUCGGGAAACAGCGGAACUAAUCCUCGUCGAAUUGCUUUUUUCGUCGGUCACCAUUUGCAUAAUGCAAAUUGAAACUACCGUGCAAUGCUAAUGAAUAAACGUUCUGUGGGCUGCUGUGGUGCUAAUGUUCCUGAAUGCAAACACAUAAAUGUCCACGCAUUAAGGACAACUGCUCUGCACUGUUUAUCCUUUCGGCAAAACACUACUCGUAUAUUUAUAAAUUGGAUUAUAAAGAUGUCAACCCUUUGAAGAUGAAAUACAAGCAGGCAUUGUUGAACAAAGACGACAUACAUUACAUAGCACUACGGUAAGACACUGUUCCCAGAGCCUGGUCUUGAGUAUUUCACACAUUUGUUGCAAUGUUUCUUAGUUGGGUCUUCCUCGUUCUGUAAUAAUGGUUGGCAUUGAGGCAUUUGAUUAUUGUGGCCGACAGCGGCAUGCAAUACUACACACUACAAAGUCAAAAUGUCACAUCCAGCACAACGGUUUUUGGAGACACCUGUCGCAUGCGUAACAUGCUGCAAAGUUGAAUUAUUGAAAUGAAACAUACUUUUGGAUUUCAGACAAAAAGAAAAUUAACCGGUUUGUAAUUAAAGGGGACCUAUUAUGCA
Sebastes umbrosus (honeycomb rockfish) is the source of this 4459-nucleotide messenger RNA. It is a transcript of the gene otud7b, whose product is annotated as OTU deubiquitinase 7B. The record is from RefSeq and is a predicted model, not a curated record. Gene Ontology annotation, biological process: protein K11-linked deubiquitination; protein K48-linked deubiquitination; protein deubiquitination involved in ubiquitin-dependent protein catabolic process. The coding region runs from base 377 to 3166 and encodes 929 amino acids. Lineage: Eukaryota; Metazoa; Chordata; Actinopteri; Perciformes; Sebastidae. Gene Ontology annotation, molecular function: K63-linked polyubiquitin modification-dependent protein binding; cysteine-type deubiquitinase activity; DNA binding. Gene Ontology annotation, cellular component: nucleus; cytoplasm. The transcript is spliced from 12 exons.